Messenger RNA from Lycium ferocissimum, 1827 nucleotides. RefSeq names its product B3 domain-containing protein REM10-like. The record is from RefSeq and is a predicted model, not a curated record. Gene Ontology annotation, molecular function: DNA binding. NCBI's taxonomy places the organism in Eukaryota, Viridiplantae, Streptophyta, Magnoliopsida, Solanales, Solanaceae. The transcript has 9 exons. The annotation marks the transcript as partial.
ACUUAUAUCUAAUGGGAAACAGAAAAAAACAUAUUUUCUCUACUGUAAAAUUAUAUCAGUUUCUUGGCUGCAAUGAAAAUUCCUCCAAAGAAACCUCAUUUUUUCAAACCUAUUAUGCCUGGUUUCAAGAAUGGAAUUAAUAUUCCUAAAGGUUUCUUGAAGUAUCUCAAGGGAUACGAGCAUAUUGAACACGCAAUGCUAAAAAUAGAGGGCAAGAAAUGGCCGGUGAAAGUGAACGGCCGACGACUGGAAGAGGGCUGGAAAAAGUUUGCAAAGGAGCAGGAGUUGCAGUUAGGAUAUUUGUUGAUUUUCAGACAUGAAGGAAACAUGGAGUUUGAGGUUACAAUCUUUGAUUCAAGUCACUGUGACAGAGAAUAUGCAGAAUAUAUACAAAUACAAGAAGAGGAAGAAAAUGAGGUGGAGGAAGAAGAAGAAGAGAACGAGGACGAGAAGGAAGAGGAAAAAGAGGAAGAGGAGGAAGAAGAAGAAGAGAAUGAGGACGAGAAGGAAGAGGAAAAAGAGGAGGAGAAGGAAGAAGCAGCAGCGGCCGCAGCAGCCCAUAUUCUCGAAGAGACUUCCAAGAAUUUUGAAUUCAAAGAAAAAUCGAGCCCCAGCAUCGAGUCAUCAGACAUGGCUUCUUCCGAUGCGGAAGCUGCUACCGGCAAGCCUUUUGGUCAUUCUCAUUUUGUAUACACUAUUAGACCAUAUUGCUUUGCAUAUGGUUACUUGUGUGUCCCUAGACGUUUUGCAUUUGCAAACGGUCUCAUCACCAACAAGAAGUGCAGUUUGAUUAUAAGAGAUCAAAUGCAAAUUAAGUCGUGGAAUUUAAGGUUAAAUUCUUGCAAAAACCGACUCUAUAUUGGAGAGGGAUGGCGUAAAUUCAGUGCUGAUAAUUGCUUAAAGGAGGGAGAUCGUAUUAUGUUUGAGGUUGUUACUAAUGGAGAGACACCUAUGUGGGAAUUUCAUGUUCUUACUGAUGCAGAGACUCCAAUGAGGAAGUUUCAGGAAAAAUCGAGCUCUAGCAUCGAGUCAUCAGAUACGUCUUCUUCUGAUUCAGAAGCUGCUACCCACAAGCAUAUAGGUCAUUCUCAUUUUGUGUGCACACUUAGACCAUAUUGCUUUACAUAUGGUUACUUGCGCGUUCCUAAACUUUUUGCACUUGCAAAUUGUCUUAUCAACAAGAAGUAUGAUUUGUCUAUAAGAGAUGAAAGGCAAAGGUCGUGGAAUUUAAAGCUAACUUCUUCUAGCACUCAAGUCUUUAUUGGAGAUGGAUGGCGUAACUUCAUUGCUGACAAUUGCUUAAAGAAGGGAGACAGUAUUAGGUUUGAGGUUGUUACUGAUGGAGCGGCUCCUGUAUGGAAAUUUCAUGUAGUUACUGAUGCAGAAACUCCAAUAAGGAAAUUUCAGGAAAAACCGAGCCCCAGCGCCGAGUCGUCAGACACGUCUUCUUCCUCCUCGGAAGCUACCAUUCACAAGCCUUUUGGUCAUUCUCAUUUUGUAUGCACUAUUAGACCAUAUUGCCUUAAAUAUGGCUACUUGCAUGUUCCUAAACAUUUUGCACUAGCAAAUUGUCUCGUCAACAAGAAGUAUGAUUUGUCUAUAAGAGAUGAAAGGCAAAGGUCGUGGAAAUUAAAGCUAAAUUCAUGUAGCGCUCAAGUCUUUAUUGGAGAUGGAUGGCGUAACUUCAUUGCUGACAAUUGCUUAAAGGAGGGAGAUCGUAUUAUGUUUGAGGUUGUUACUGAUGGAGAGGGGCCUGUAUGGAAAUUUCAUGUAGUUACUGAUGCAGAAACUCCAAUAAGGAAAUUUCAGGAUUUGAGAGCAAAUAUG